CCAGCGGGAGCCGACCUCAGCGGUAGCGCUCUGGUGCGGUCUUCGUCACAGUUUGGCAGCCCACAAGAUGAUUUCCUCGGAACCCAGAUGUUCAGGUCCUUUGAGCAAAAGCAACAGGAUGGAACGCCAGAAGAAGUGCAGGUGGCUUCCUCCAGCAAUGGAAAUGCUGGCAAUGAUGUUAUGACGCCGUUUGUUGAUUGGCAACUGCGGGAAUAUGAUACCCUGGGCGGAGGUCCCGUCAGUACAACAGGUGCCAGCAGCUUGUCGACUCCACCAUAUGUGGAAUCGCAACUGCUGUUAAGCGCGGAGUUCCGGGAUUACGAGCGAGAACAAGAAGAGAUGAAAUCUGUGGAUCUAUUAAGGCUUGUUUCGCGGUAUGAGUAUGUAUAUCACGACCUUAUAAGCUUGAGGACGAUAAGGGGACACAUUUAUACUUGAGUACAUCCACGACCUUGUGGUCCUUGAUUUUGAUAUAAUCAUGGUACGGAUUUUUUUUUUUAUGUUCUUGAUGAUGCGAAAACAUAGAGUAAGUAGUCAUCCAUCAUCAAGAUGAGCAAGGAUAUUCAAAUAUAAACCAAAAUGGACCGUUAACGAGGGAUGUUCUAAUCGUAGCUGGGGAACAGAGCGUAGCUGAAGGCGAAGGAGUAGACGAGGCUGGUGCCGCGGGAGCAGGAGCCUCUGCGUCGGCGACGUUUUCCCUUGAGGAUGUUCUAGAUGAAAGCGGAUACUUACGAAGCGUCGUGACGUUUCGUACAUACGCUUUGGGUUUGGGACGCGGUGCGAAAAAUGCGGCGGACGUGAAAGGAGGAGGACCAACAAUCUGGGACCACCAGCCGCCGGUGAUGCGGGCUUCUUCGCUCAUGGCCCGCUUCUUCCGGUACCGCGACUCGCUUGAUGCUGGGAGCACUAGCGGAGACCUUUUUGACGGCCAGCUUGAC
Messenger RNA from Amoebophrya sp. A25, 938 nucleotides. NCBI's taxonomy places the organism in Eukaryota, Dinophyceae, Syndiniales, Amoebophryaceae. The record is from the annotation of a GenBank genome assembly.